CCCUGCAGUGCCAACGCAUCACCGACUGGAGAAGAAUCGAGGGCAAUCAUGUCCUCCAAUCCCUCCGACCACGCCCGUUUCAAACGCUGUUUGAGAUUACAGCCACCCUGAAUCGGAGCGCCCUCGAAGAUUAUUGGCAUUUACGAUUCAGCGUCGUGGGAUUUGCAGUUCAAGGAAGCCUUACCCCGCUAAGAUUAUAGCUCCCCCAACUUUCUAGAUCCAGGGGACGACCAAAGCACAACAACUGUCGCAAAGGAUUACGCACCUACCAGACAGCAUUACUAGACAACACAAAGGCCCCGCAGAGCCCAAUAGUCCAUCAAUCAUGAACGUCGAUCCUCUAACCGGCAAACCCCUCCCCUCAACCGCCAUCCAACGCAUCCUUUACCUCGCGCCCAAAGUCCACAUCUACCAAAUUCCUCCCGCGACCUCUACCAAAGGCUACCAAGCAUCGACCUGGACAGCCGACAACAAUAAGCUCCAAAUCUUCACCGCUCGAUUACGCGUCGUCGAGACCUCAAUACCGUCCAAUGAGGAGCAACAGAGCAACGAGGAUGCAGAGGAGAAGGUUACAACAACCCUCCUGCUAGAGGACCCCAAAACGGGCGAUUUGUUUGCCGCAGCACCCUACACGAGUGAGAGAACAGUAGAACAAGCAUUGGACAGCAGCCGCUUCUUCGCCAUCACCGUAGUAGGCGAGGGGAGAAAAGCAAUACUGGGCAUGGGCUUCGAAGAACGCAGCGAAGCGUUUGAUUUCAGCAUUGCGCUGCAAGAUGCUCGCCGUGUGCUGGGCUUUGAGCAAAACCCCGCAGCGUCGUCAUCGUCGCGCUCCUCCAAAUCCGCACAAACGCCCGUCGCCGAGGAACCGAAACGCGACUUCAGUCUCAAGGCUGGCGAGACAAUAUCGAUAAAUCUAGGUGGCUUGAAGGGGAGGAGGUCGAGAUCACACGAGGGUGGCGAAAAGAAUGACGAGGGCGACCGCAAGAGCGAGCAAGAUGCGCUGUUCAGUAUAAAGCCACCGCCGGGAAGUGGGGGUGGAGGACCUGGGUUCCUGCCUCCGCCGCCCAGCGCGAAGAGUGUCAAGGAGGAGCGGAGGAGAAGUAGGCAGAAUUUUGACGCUGCGAACUUCACGCCGCCGAAACAGACGGCGGAGGAUUUGGGCUUUGAUGAUGGCGAGUUUGGCGAGUUCCAAUAGAGUAUAGGGGAGAAGAAGUGGGAGGCAUUUUGUGCAUGUUUAGCAUUGGAGUUAUCAUCUGCACUGGUUAGGUCUUCCGCGCAUGGGAGGCGUAUUGAAAUUAUGAAAUCAAGACUUCAAAGACGUUCACAUUGCCGAGAGUGUUUGUG
Messenger RNA from Alternaria rosae, 1344 nucleotides. RefSeq names its product adaptin ear-binding coat-associated protein-like protein 1. The coding region runs from base 326 to 1195 and encodes 289 amino acids. Gene Ontology annotation, biological process: endocytosis. The record is from RefSeq and is a predicted model, not a curated record. Gene Ontology annotation, cellular component: clathrin vesicle coat; membrane. Lineage: Eukaryota; Fungi; Ascomycota; Dothideomycetes; Pleosporales; Pleosporaceae. The transcript has a single exon.